This is a messenger RNA of Caretta caretta (loggerhead turtle), 1779 nucleotides long. NCBI's taxonomy places the organism in Eukaryota, Metazoa, Chordata, Testudines, Cheloniidae. The record is from RefSeq and is a predicted model, not a curated record.
GUCAGGAGCUCUUGUGCCCGGGAUGGAUUUUGCCACCCUGGGGGGGCAGGAGAUGACGCCCCAUUUCCUGGAGCCCCUCCUGCCGCCGGCCGAUGAAUCUGCAGUCUUCUUCCACGGAGCCGAGGGCGGGGACCCCGGCGCGCUCGCUACCUACUUCUCCCGGACACCGGAGUCCUACCGCAAUCCGACAGCGCGCCCAGUGUACCCUCUCCUCAACGGGCUGCAGUGGGUGGACGGGCACCCCUACGCCACGGCCGGCUGGACCCCCGUCUCCUAUGGCAAGCCCCAGGCCGGGGUCCCCCUCUACCCGGCUCCCCCCUCCUCUUCCUACAGCCCCCCCUCACCCAAGGAGCAGCCCCCCGAGGACAAGGGCAGCCCCAAGUUCCUGGAGAUGCUGAAGACGGAGCCAAUGAGCCCCCCCACUGCCGAGCUGCUGACGUUGGGGUCCCCCGUCGGGGCCCCCCACCCCGCCUACACCGGGACCCCGGAGCUCGGGUUCUACCAGCCCAGCGGGAGCCCCCUGGUGGCUGGGUACUCCCCCAAACUCAGGGGGCCGCUGCAGCUGUCCCCGUGCGAGGCGCGGGAGUGUGUGAACUGUGGGGCCACAGCCACACCCCUGUGGCGCCGGGACGGCACCGGGCACUACCUGUGUAACGCCUGCGGGCUGUACCACAAGAUGAACGGGCAGAACCGGCCCCUCAUCCGGCCCAAGAAACGCUUGAUCGUCAGCAAACGAGCGGGCACCCAGUGCAGCAACUGCCAGACGAGCACCACCACCCUGUGGCGACGCAAUGCCGGCGGGGAGCCCGUCUGCAACGCCUGCGGCCUCUACUACAAACUGCACAAUGUGAAUCGCCCCCUGACGAUGCGGAAAGACGGCAUCCAGACCCGCAACCGCAAAGUCUCCGGCAAGGGCAAGAAACGCCGGGGGGUGGGUCCGGGCGAGGGGGGGGCUGGGCUCCCCGCCCCGCUCGAACUGCUCUCCCCCCUGGCCGAGGACCCCGGCUCCCUCUAUGCCCUGAGCCCCAUGGUCCUGUCCAGCCACCUGCUCCCCUACUCCCCCUCCACCCACCACCUCCUCGGCCCCUCCCCAGCCGCCUACCAUCCCCCCCACGCCUCCCCGGGGGCAGGCGCCUCGCUGGGGUGAUAGGUGGCCCCUCGCAGAAGGAGGCAGAGCUGGAACAAGGGGGAAGCCGGGGAGACAUUGGGGUACAGCUGUUUGGGGGGGUCGCCCCCCCAGCCACGGAGUUGGGGAAUGGGCUGGAGGGGGCAGAGUGUUGGGGUACAGGGGGAGUCUCACCUCAGCAACCGCAAGGAUUGGGGGGUCUCUCCUUAGAAAUGGGCCCACCCCCACACAGGCCUCCCUGAGUCCAUCCCCCUACCAUUUGUCCAUCCCUACACCACCCCAUCCAUUUCCCCCCCCAUACCCUUCCGUCUGUCCAUGCCUCCCCCAUCCGUCCAUCUGUCCCUCCCUCCAUCCACCCGGCUGCUUUCGAAGGAAAGACCCUCUCAUUUCUACCCUCCCCUGUGCCUGGAUUUCCCCUUCAGCCCCCCCGAAUCCUCACACUGGGAGCUUCCCCCCAUUCUUCCUCCUACACCCUCUCAACCCUUCACCCCUUGUGUCCCCCCAAUGAACCCAUCUCCCCCAUGAUCCAGCACUAGCUGUGAUAGGACCCCCCCCUUUUUACUCACCCUUCUGGCACCCUGAUAUAUUGUGGGUUAAAAAAUAUAUUAUAUGGAAACCACAUUUUAAAAUAUAUUCUAUAUUUCUUGUAAUGA